Molecule: messenger RNA, 1096 nt
Organism: Paramacrobiotus metropolitanus
Lineage: Eukaryota; Metazoa; Tardigrada; Eutardigrada; Parachela; Macrobiotidae
Exons: 2
Coding region: 137-838 (233 amino acids)
Source: RefSeq, a predicted model, not a curated record
ACCGAGUCACUGUGGCGCGACUUCUAAUGGUAGAAUUACAAGUGGAUAUGUUUUAUACUUUAAGUAACUGCAUUUCCUUUAUUUGAAGCGAUGAAGGUUUCGAUCUCAACAAUAUCCAGAGCAACAGUUUAAAAAAAUGCUUACUGGAGGUAACGUGUCAGAAGCGCGUUAUGAUCCGUUGCACGAGAAUGGUCGGUGCGCACUGCGCAGCACCAGUCCGGAACGGAACCAGUCCGGGACCGAACAACUGGGACGAGAACAACGCCUUCCUGGACGACCAAGGUCGCCUCCAUCUGAAAAUUACCCAGCACAAUGGGCGGUGGUAUUGUGCGGAAGUAGCCACUAUCCAGCGACUGGGCUUCGGCCGCUACCAGUUCCAGAUGGAAGGCCCUAUCGAUCGGCUGGAUCAGAACAUUGUGCUGGGCCUGUUCAACUACCCGCCGCCCGAUGUCGGUCCGAUCGGACCAAUGAGAUCGACAUUGAAUACGCCAAAUGGGGCUUUGUCAACGGGAAACCGGCUAGUUUUACGGUGUAUCCAUCCGUGGCCGGUCGGCCGCAGACGUCUUAUCAGUUUGAUCUGGCGUUGUCGGGAACAUAUACGACACAGUCGUUCGCGUGGCGGAGUAACAAUAUUUUGUUCAGCGGGCAGCACGGGUACCAAAAUAACAACCGGUUGGACGAAUAUGCCAGUUGGACGUUUGCACCGGCCAAUGCGGUGGAUGUACCGCAGAGUCCCAUGCCGGCGAUGAUCAAUCUGUGGUUAUUCAAUGGCUUGGCACCCAGUAACGGACAGGAAGUGGAAAUUGUCAUCCACUCCUUCCAGUUCACUCCCUAUUAGUUUACAGUACAGAUAUCUUGGCAGCGGAAGCACCUUUUAGUGAGCAAUUUGUAUGUACUAUACAAUAUUCGGCAAAUUUUCAGACACGCUUAGACUGUUACUACAAUAAAGGUGGGUCGAUCUUGUGGCAACAAGAACCGUGAUCGCUAAGUGCACUUAUUUGCUGGUUUAACUGGUAAUUAUUGUCAAAUAAAUUGCAAGAUUAUGGCUCCUUGUAAAUUAGUGCGUGUAUCAAUCAGCGCUAAUUACCGAUUAAAA